GUUCAGGGAGACAACGACGUGGGUCAUUUUGCAUGGAUAAAAAAUAUGUCCCGCCUCAUGAGCAUGCAGUUGACUAAGCACAAAGGAAAAAAAUAUUUCUGCGAUCGAUGCUUGCAUUACUUUAGUUCGAGUCAAAGGUUGGAAGCUCACAUUGUGGACUGUGGAGAGAUAAACGACUGCGCGAUCAGAUUACCGAGUGAGGACGACAAGUGGCUGACCUUCAAAAAUUACAACUGUAAGGAACGUGCACCGUUUGUCGUAUACGCCGACUUGGAGUGCACUCUGGAAAAGAUUGACAAGGAUUCGAUAACGUCUUCAUAUGCGUAUCAGCAUCAUGAGGUAUUCAGCGUUGGAUAUUACGUGCAUUGCUCGUACGAUGAUUCAUUGUCCACAUACCAAUCUCGUCGCGAUAAAGAUUGCAUCACGUGGUUCGUCAAGCAACUCAAAGUGUUAUCACAACACGUAAAAGAAAAAUUAUUCACUAAUGUCCCUAUGGAAAAUUUGUCGAAGGAACAGUGGGGGGCAUACCGUAGCGCGACGCAUUGCCACAUAUGUGAAAAACCGUUCGCACUAGGUGAUGAUAGAGUACGCGAUCAUUGCCAUUUGACCGAAAGAUAUAGAGGUCCAGCGCAUUCGAAUUGUAAUUUAAAUUAUAAAAAUUUAUAUUGUGUUCCUGUGGUCUUCCACAAUUUAUCUGGUUACGAUUUGCAUUUCAUUAUCAAAGAAAUAGCUACAGCGUACGAAGGACAUGUAGAAUUGCUUCCAAUAACGAAGGAAAAAUACAUUUCCUUCACCAAACAUGUCACAGGCACCGCUGAAAAAUCAGAUUGGCGAAAUUGUAUGAAAUUGCGAUUCAUCGAUUCAUACAAAUUUUUAACUGGUGUCUUUCCGUACGAGUACGUUGAUUGCGUCGAAAAGUUGGAGAACACGUGUUUACCACCGCGCGAAUCAUUUUACAGUUCCUUGACCGGUGACACUGUAUCCGAGAACGAUUACGCGCACGCUGCGAACGUCUGGCGACAGUUUGCCAUUCAAUUCUUGGGCGAGUACAGCGACCUGUAUAUGAAAACGGAUGUCAUGUUGUAG
Messenger RNA from Vollenhovia emeryi, 1086 nucleotides. RefSeq lists its product as uncharacterized. The annotation marks the transcript as partial. The transcript is spliced from 3 exons. Lineage: Eukaryota; Metazoa; Arthropoda; Insecta; Hymenoptera; Formicidae. The record is from RefSeq and is a predicted model, not a curated record.